Messenger RNA from Rotaria sp. Silwood2, 4644 nucleotides. The record is from the annotation of a GenBank genome assembly. Lineage: Eukaryota; Metazoa; Rotifera; Eurotatoria; Philodinida; Philodinidae.
AUGUCUUCAAUUACCUAUUCAUCGAUCUUAGCCCCACGAAACACUACCACCACCCUCAACAACAUCAACAUUCCACCAUUUCGACCAGCUUAUUUAUCAGCUCGUCCACUCACUCGACCACCACCACCACAAUAUCAGCACUUAGUUGCUCGUGUUCCUCCCCGUCCCUCUCUUCAUGGUGCCAAUCAGAGAAAGUACUCUUCUCUGUUUAAAUUUCAGACUGGCACCACCACAACGUUCAACGGCUACACCAACAUCCAGCCACAACCACCACGACGACCACCUACACCACCACCUCGUCGUCAUCGUCCCCAACAGCAACAACAACAGCAUUACUAUUCUCGCUCUCGUUCGUCCUCUCGAUAUCAACAGCAACAACGACGAGAGCAACUACCAUCAUUAUUCGAUCCCAACCCAUUCUAUCAUCCCAAUCAACAUCAAACACGUCCAUUCCAUCAAGCACAACAAUAUCGUCCACGACGACGACAACAAUACUUACCCUCAUCAUCCCCAUCCAAUUCUCGAUUCCAUCUCUUAUCACGUUUACCAUCACGAUCCCCCUCUCCUUCCCCAUCAUAUCAUCAUCAUCACCACCAUCAUCAGCAACAACAACACCAAUCACGUCCAUUACCACCACCUAUUCCACAUCGUCGUCGUCCAACCUACAAUAAUAACAAUAAUAAUAAUAAUAACAAUAAUCAUCAGCAAGGAAUAAUCUUGUCUGACUCAAUGUUAUCACGAGUCAGAACAUAUGCCAUCAGAGGAAAUCAUGGCAUCGAUAUUCAGUUAUCAUACGAAUCUGGUUGUGACUGUGAGAAAAUGGUGAAUUGGUUAAACACAGCACAAGGCCAUAACACGGUAAGAAAUAAAAAUUCAAUUGUUUUCUCUUUAGGUACCAAUGAUGUAGCCAGAUAUGGCGUUAAUGAAUCCAUCCGUCGAUGUAGUGACUUAAUACAGUUCAUCCGGCGGACAUACACAAGUGUACGAACCAUUGGUUGGAUGGCAUUAUCACCAAGAUGGAAGCCGACGAGAUUUAUCUCAUCGGAAGAGAUCGGCGAUCUUCAUAUUCAAUUUAAUGAGCGUCUUCGAAUCUUAUCUACACAGUUAGAUUUUGAUGUAAUUGAUGCGCGUCUGGGACUUGUGGAUAUUCGAGAGGAAGAUGGUUUACAUCCGACGAUCACCACCGGUAGAUGGAAAUAUGAAGAAGCUCUUCGACGAUGGUUCAAUACGCGAGUAAGUCGAAUUUCUUCAACAAACAUGCCUCUUCCAUUUCAGCAACGUCGACCAACAGUGAAUCAUCAUCGUGAUCAUAUUUUAACUUCUAACCAACAUUUUAAUCCGAUUUCCCAGCGUUACCGAUCUCCAUCCCCUCAUCAUCAUCAGCAUCAGCAUCAUUAUCAGCAACAACAACAGCACCGACAUCCACCUAAUCAUUAUCAAAGACAUUCUAGUCAUAAUUUUAAUCGUAUCGGUCGAGCACAACACCAACAACAGCAACGACAACAACAUCAAAAUCGAACCACAAGUAGGGACAGUAAUCAUAAUAAUACGCAACCAUUCGCAGUAACGACGGAUGAAACAGUACAGCAAAGACAAAACAGUAAUCGGCAGAUCAAUCUGCCAUCUAGAACUUUAAUCAAGUUCUAUCCGCAUAAAUUAAAGAUAUUCGAACAGUACUUUCGAGAAAAUGAACCACCGAAAGAAAUCGAAAAAGAAAAAGAGAAAUUGUUUAACAUAACAAAUCUCUUCUAUCAGUACGAACACUACAGUGAAGACAGCAAGAAAUGGAAAAUCUAUGAACAUGUUGCGAACAGAAAAGAGAAAGAAAAGCAGAAAGAGAAAGAAAAACAGAAAGAGAAAGAAAAAGAAAAAGAAAUGAACGAUGUCGUAAUGAUUGAUGUCGAAGAAAUACCUAUAGCAAGACCAUACCCAGAAAGACAUGCGACAAUUCUAAACAUCACUAUCAGUGACAACGAUGAGAACAUUAACAGUAGCGGCAGCAGUAGCAGUGCGCAUCAGAACAGUAGACAUCGAUUGAGUGAAUUGACCAGCGACACGGAUGACGAUGAAAAGAAGAAGAGAAAGCUAAGAGAUACAAGUCUAUCACCGACAGAUAGAAAUAGAGCAGCAGCGACAACAACAACGAUCGCAAUAAGAAAGAAGAAAGAAAAGAAUAAAAAGAAAAAGAAAACAACAGUUGAGAAUGACCCAAGAGCACCAGUAGGUAGCCCAACAUUAACAUUGAAUCCGAGUCGAGAACAGUCAGGGCAAACAACAACAACAACGAAAAGACCUGACACUCCAGCUAGUCCAAUAAAUAAACGACAAAGAUUAUUCGCACACACAUUUAAACCGCCUCGGGAUCCGCAUCCCACUACGAUGACGGUUACCACGACACUACCUUCCUCUCCACCCACACUACCGCGUACCCCUCCCGGACUACCACCACCACCAGCAGUCAGUCCGCGACAAAGUACACCGAGAACACCGAUCAGUGCACCACAACCACUCGGUGACAUGAAUGAACAACAACAACAAGCGAAAGAAACAGUAACAACGAAUAGAGUAGAGCAGGAAGAAAGAGCUGUUCCAAUGGAACAAGACUCAAUCCAAUCGCAUUCUCCUUCAGUCAUUCCGAAAGACUAUGAUAAUAGCCGUUUUAAUCUUUUCGAUUUUCCAAUCAUACCGAUUGAAUGUAUAUAUCAUUUUAAAGCGUUUCGAGUAGAGGCGACAUUUGAAGCUAUUUCAGCACAUCGAGAAUUUUUAGAAAGAAAAGCAAAACAAAUCGAAAAAGAAUUGGAAAAAUUACUUGAACAAUUCAGAUUUCCACCGCAAGUGAAUAAUAAAGUACUAGCCCUUACGGAAGAGGAACGAAGAAUUCUUAAUUAUGGUCCUAAAUUCGUUCCAUCGAAUCCUAAACAAGCAUUAGAUCGACUUGAGAAAGAAAUCAACGUAAUGAAAGAGAAAGUGUCUGAAGCAUGGAGAAGAGAAACAAGAACAAUAGCGAGACAACCGCCGAUAGUCAAUCAAUUCGCUGAUCGACUAGAAAUAGAACUGAGAAAACAAAUUAAUUUAGACGUAGGGACAGAUAAAGAAUUAGAAAAGACACUGGAAAGAUUUAGAAAGGAACAAAGUAAAGGUAAAGUGAUCUUCAGACAAACAGAUAAAUCAAAAGUAUUCCAUGUCGAUCGACCGGAAACAUACAUCGAAAAAUCUAUCGCAUACAUGAAAAAGACAGAUGCCUAUCAAGAAAUUGAACAGUCACCACUGAAAGAAAUGAUCGAGAAGACAGAACAGUUACUCCGCGAUUUAAUCAAUAAGAAUCUUUUACCUGGUAAAUACUUCGAUAAAUUAAAACCGAAUCAUGACGAGGCUGAAUUACCUCAUCUUUAUUAUAAUCCGAAAGACCAUAAGAUAGGCGAACCGUUAAGACCAAUCGUGUCAGGAAUGAAAUCACCGACACAGAGAAUUUCAGCAUUUCUAGAUCAAUUGAUUCGACCGAUUUUCGAUCAAUUGACACCUUAUAGUUUAACUAACAGUAUUGGAUUUUUAAAACAUUUGAAACAACAUAAAACAGAUGAGAAAACACUCCUCUACACAUUCGACAUCACAGACUUGUACACAAUGAUUCCUCAACAAGAAUCAAUUAUAGCCAUCUGUGAAAUGUUAGGACAGAAUAAGAUCAACAAAGUGAGAGGAGAAAUACCAAUCAAUACAGUGCGAACACUUUUCCGACAUGUUUUAGACAAUGCGUAUUUUGCUUUACAGUUACCAGGACAGGGAAUUAAAUAUUAUAAGCAAGUGAGAGGAGGACCCAUGGGAUCAGAAUGUACACAAGUAUUAGCUGACGUGUACAUGAGGAAAUGGGAAAGAGAAGUGAAAGAACGGCAAGAGAAAGAAGGUGAACUAUACCUUCGAUUCAGAGAUGACAUCUUCUUAACAACAAGACGAACGAAAGAAGAAAUGAACAGAUAUCUCAGUGAACUCGGAAAGAAAGAUAAGAACAUUGGAUUAACAUUCGAAACAGGAGAACAUGUCGAUUAUUUAGAUGUUAGAGUGUCAGUUGAGAAUGCGAAUUUUAGAACAAAAGUUUUUAGAAAGUUAGCUGCGCAACCAUACAUUCUACCUUUUAAUUCAGCUCAUCCACCGCACAUCAUGAAGAACAUUCCAUUCUCAGCACUACUUCGAGCAGUGAGAAUAUGUUCACACACUGAAGAUCUAAGAGAUGAGAUUGAGAAAAUUCGAAUAACUCUACUUCUAAAUAAAUAUCCACCGAAAUUCAUCGAUAAUCAUUUUAGACGUUUCUUCGAAACAUUAACCGAACAGAAAGACAGUCAAUUAAUUCUCAGCGAGAGACACAGUGAAUUCCGAGAAAGGACAUUAGAUGCACAGUGGAAUAAGAAAGAAAGAGCGAAGAUUAACUUCGAUAAAGACAUUUUACUUCAUUUUACAUACACACCAAGUUUAGCUCGUUUUGGAUCUAAAUUUCAUCAGAUCUGGCAAGAAAUCUUCGAAGAAACACCACUCAGUGAUAUACCAGUGAUUUUUGCUCAUCGUUUAGCAGAUAAUCUUAAGAGUAUUUUAGUCCAUAAGAAACCGUCAAAGAAUCUUAUCAAGAAUAUCACAGAGAAUCUCGAAGAAUAA